AAUAAAAAUUGAAAUACCCGAAAAAACAGAAACUAAUAAUCCGGGUAGGUCAAAAUGGCAGGGGGGCCCGCAUAUGAUUACGGUUUCUGAUUUGAUAAAUUAUUUCUUUUCUUCCUCCAACAAGUCUUAACCGUCAAUUCCAUUUCCAACGGUCCUCCUAAACCCCUCCGCCACCACCGGAAUCCCAAAACGACACCGUCACUGAUGGGCAUGGACUACUACAACAUACUCAAAGUGAAUCGCAACGCCAGCGACGACGAUUUGAAGAAGGCUUACAAGAGACUCGCGCGUAUAUGGCACCCCGACAAGAAUCCCGUCAACAACACCGAAGCGGAGGCCAAAUUCAAACGAAUCUCCGAAGCCUACGACGUUCUCAGCGACCCGCAGAAGCGCCAGAUCUACGAUCUCUACGGCGAAGAGGCACUCAAAUCUGGGCAGUUUCCGCCGCCGCACUCCUCCUCCUCCUCGUCGUCCUCGCGCGCCUUCCACCACCGUCAGAACAACAACAACAACAACAACAACAAAAACAACAGCAACCCUCCCCCGGCCGCCUCGUCGUUCCGAUUCAACCCGCGCGAUGCCGACGACAUCUACGCCGAGUUUUUCGGCCCGGAGGACAUCGGCGCCGGCGGCCCCGACGCCUUCUUCCGGACCUCCAACGGCGGUGGCGCGUUCGGCGCCUCCGCUGCGGCGGGACGGAAGGCUGCCGCGGUGGAGAACGCGCUCCCGUGCAGCUUGGAGGACCUCUACAAAGGCGUCAAGAAGAAGAUGAAGAUUUCCAGGAACGUCUACGAUGCCUUUGGCAAAUGUCGGAACAUGGAGGAGAUUUUGACUAUUGAGAUAAAACCUGGCUGGAAGAAAGGAACAAAGAUUACCUUCCCAGAGAAAGGUAACCAUGAGCCUGGUGUCAUCCCAGCAGAUCUUAUUUUUGUGAUAGAUGAGAAACCGCAUGCUCUUUAUAGAAGGGAUGGUAAUGAUUUGGUGAUCAACCAAGAGAUAACCCUUCUUGAGGCCCUUACUGGUAAAACAUUGGAUCUCACCACCUUGGACGGAAGGAGUCUCAUGAUCCCAUUGACAGAUAUUGUCAGACCUGGUGCUGAGGUUGUUGUCCCUAAUGAAGGAAUGCCUAUAUCAAAAGAGCCUGGGAGGAAGGGGAAUUUGAGAAUUAAGCUCGACGUCAAGUAUCCUUCAAGGCUAACUCCAGAGCAGAAGUCUGAUCUGAGAAGAGUUUUAGGUGGAAUCUCAUAAAUAUUUAAGUUUGCUAUUUGGUAUCACUGGUGAAUGCACAUUGUAAAUAUAUCAUGUGCAUACUGCUGAUGCAUAUGUGAAUAACAGGAAUACUCUCCACGGGUGAAACUGAGUAUAAAAGGCUAACAUACGAUGAGCCCAUGUCUUGCCAUUUGGACUUUUUUGCAGGGUAGGAAACACAAACGACUGUUUGGAAAUGAGUGGAAGCGUCAAGCUUAGUGAAACAGAUAGUUAGGUAAUUCAGCUGAGUUUCCAUCAUUUUGCAUCAACUUGUUUUGCCUUUUGGUUGGAGUCGUGAAGAUUACUAGUCUCGAUAUCACAAUGAGUCAUGCUCAUACCAUGAAAAUUGUAUAUAUUGAUUGUUAUUUUAUUGGAGGUUCCUUUAUUUAUAUGCUGUUCUUUUAAAAUUUGAAGUACGACAUGGAAUCGUGAUCUAUGCUUUUAUUACAACCUCGUAUAUUCUGCCAUUAAAAUUUGAUGUAUACUGAGGCAAAGUUUUCUUUUAAGUUUUCUUUAUUGAUCAACUCUAGUGCAUGUAUUUUAAAAUGC
Messenger RNA from Glycine soja, 1797 nucleotides. RefSeq names its product dnaJ homolog subfamily B member 1-like. Lineage: Eukaryota; Viridiplantae; Streptophyta; Magnoliopsida; Fabales; Fabaceae. The transcript has 2 exons. Gene Ontology annotation, cellular component: cytosol. Gene Ontology annotation, molecular function: protein-folding chaperone binding. The record is from RefSeq and is a predicted model, not a curated record. The coding region runs from base 205 to 1248 and encodes 347 amino acids.